UUUACUAUAUGAUGAUCUGGUGUCUAACAUUGGUGUUAGCCCUGUUUGGGCCUUCAAUCUCUGAAGCUAGCGGUGAAACGCUGUCCAGUUCUCGUGUUGUCGGUGGCGAGAACGCCAGACGUAACGAAUUUCCCUGGCAGAUCUCUCUUCGAGUCAAUGGCCGUCAUAUCUGUGGUGGAUCGUUGAUCAGAAGUGAUUGGGUUCUUACUGCAGCUCAUUGUGUAGCAAGGAACCCUAGCCCGAGCGGAUACACUGUAGUGGCUGGUGCACACAGAAUAAGUGGAUCAACCGCUGGACAACAAACCUUCAGGCUGAAGAAACUCUACAAACAUGAGCAGUACAGCAAUCUUAGAAACGACGUCGCGCUUCUUCAACUCGAACGACCAGCACAAUUAUCCUCCUCUGUCAGAACUAUCAGUUUGCCAUCAAGCGGAAACCGAGUACCACCAGGGACAAAUUGCAUUAUCAGUGGCUGGGGACGAACCGUUGGUGGUGGGAGUGCAGCGGACACUCUCCAAAAGGCCAUGCUCCCUGUAGCUUCUCACAGUGCUUGUAACAGAGUAAAUGGCAAACUCGUCCCAGUCGAUGAUCGCUCGAUGAUCUGUGCUGGAGGACAAGGCAAGGGUGGUUGUCAAGGCGACAGUGGUGGACCGUUUGUGUGYAACGGGAUUCUCCGUGGUGCUGUCAGCUGGGGACACAGCAAGUGCCGUACUGACCACUACACCGUUUUUGCUCGUGUGAGCAGCUUCGUUGGUUGGAUCAAUCAGAAGAUAGGUAGCGGAGGUGGUGGAGGCGGCGGAGGAGGCGGUGGUGGAGGUGGCGGAGGAGACGGUUGUGGAGGUGGCGGAGGAGGAGGUGGAGGUGGAGGCGGUGGAGGCGGUGGAGGCGGUGGCGGAGGGGGAGGUACGUUUGACAGGGAGAAUAUUUUACAUGAACCAAGAACAAUAAAAAAUGAGAAAUCAAUUUGA
Messenger RNA from Exaiptasia diaphana, 968 nucleotides. RefSeq names its product chymotrypsinogen B. Gene Ontology annotation, biological process: proteolysis. The record is from RefSeq and is a predicted model, not a curated record. The transcript is spliced from 5 exons. NCBI's taxonomy places the organism in Eukaryota, Metazoa, Cnidaria, Anthozoa, Actiniaria, Aiptasiidae. Bases 9 to 968 code for a protein of 319 amino acids. Gene Ontology annotation, molecular function: serine-type endopeptidase activity.